Messenger RNA from Thunnus maccoyii (southern bluefin tuna), 1482 nucleotides. RefSeq names its product magnesium transporter protein 1-like. The coding region runs from base 88 to 1074 and encodes 328 amino acids. Gene Ontology annotation, cellular component: oligosaccharyltransferase complex. Lineage: Eukaryota; Metazoa; Chordata; Actinopteri; Scombriformes; Scombridae. The transcript has 10 exons. The record is from RefSeq and is a predicted model, not a curated record.
GAUGAAGAAGAAGAACAACUGUGAUUGGCUUAGAGGUGAUCAAUAGGAAGCUGACAGGAGAUUGCCGUGUGUCGGCCGUGCAGCAAAAUGUUGGGGAAAGUUUUUAUUUCGCUGUUUCUCCUUAUUAUUUUCUACCAUGACCCAACUGACGCACAGAAGAAAAAAGAGACUCUGCUGUCAGAGAAGGUGACUCAGAUGAUGGAGUGGGCCUCAAAGCGUUCAGUGAUCAGGAUGAAUGGAGAUAAGUUUCGUCGCUUUGUCAAGGCUCCUCCCAGAAACUACUCAGUAGUCAUCAUGUUUACAGCACUGCAGCCACAGAGGCAGUGUGGGGUCUGCAGACAAGCCGAUGAAGAGUUCCAGGUGCUGGCUAACUCCUGGCGUUAUUCGUCUGCCUUUACUAAUAAAGUCUUCUUUGCAUCCGUCGAUUUUGAUGAAGGAUCAGAUGUCUUUCAGAUGCUAAAUAUGAAUUCUGCUCCAACCUUCCUCCACUUCCCAUCCAAAGGGAAACCUCGCAGGUCUGAUACCUAUGAGCUCCAAGUCAGAGGCUUUGCAGCUGAGCAGCUGGCCAGAUGGGUGGCGGACAGGACUGAUGUGCAGAUCCGUGUCAUUCGUCCUCCGAACUACGCAGGGCCUCUCCUUCUGGGCUUCCUCCUGGCUGUAAUUGGUGGACUGGCAUAUCUACGAAGACACAAUUUGGAGUUUCUCUUUAACAACAAUGUCUGGGCCUUCUCUGCACUGUGUUUUGUCCUGAUCAUGACUUCAGGCCAGAUGUGGAACCACAUCAGGGGACCUCCUUAUGCACACAAGAACCCCAGCACUGGACAAGUUAGUUACAUCCACGGCAGCAGUCAGGCCCAGUUUGUGGCUGAGACACAUAUCGUCCUACUCUUCAAUGCUGCUGUUACCAUGGGAAUAGUGCUGCUGUGUGAGGCUGCUACCUCUGACAUGGACAUUGGAAAGAGGAAGAUUAUGUGUGUUGCAGGUAUUGGUCUGGUGAUGCUGUUCUUCAGCUGGUUGCUGUCCAUUUUCCGAGCAAAGUACCAUGGAUACCCAUACAGCUUCCUGAUGAGUUAGAGCAGACCAGCAUCCUCCAGCUUUCAGCAAGUAUUAACUUCGGCAUAGGAAGUUCCCCAAAGUGCUGUCAACAUGUAGAGUGCUGUCCAUGGCAGCAGUGCCACAUUCCUGUUUGCUAAGCCAUGAUUUGUCCUCUGAUCUUUUGAGCCAAAAGUGUGUGUCAACACAUACACACAGUGUGCCUUUGCAAAGACUCAGCAAGCAAUUCAUUUGCCAACAACAGAGCCCUCAUCAUCAGUUGACAUUCUAAAAUGUCUUGUGCCAAAAGCUGUUUUCUAGAUUAGAAUUUUUAGGGGGAAAAAAUCAGACUUUCUUAAAUUGAUUGAUUAGUAAUAGUUAUACAUUCAAAUCUCAGUCUGUAAUUUAUUUUUCAAACUUUUGGGACCAUAAACAGGUCAUGGAUUCAGA